GCAAUAUCAUAUUAUUAUCAUCUUUCAUAAAAUUUUUACCACAUUUAAAAGCUCUAAUACAAUUGGUAAAUACUAAUAAAGGCAAAAUUUGUCCUUUUUGUGGUAACAUUAUUAAUAAAUAAAUAUUGAACUGUUAAUAUCCCCAUAUGCAGUAUCAGCAUGAAGAUAUGAAUAACCACCGUUGGAAUGUAACAACACCAACAUCAUCAUCCACGGUUAAUCAAGAUAUAACAACAUCAGCAUCAAAUACUACAUCAUUAUCAACAUCAUCAUCUUCAUCGUCGUCAAAUAAUAAUGAUGUUAAUUGUGCACCAAAUAUAAUAAAUAAUUUAACAAAUACUAAUAAUAAUAAUAAUAUUAUUGACAAUACACAAAAUUUAAUUGAACAAAAUAAUAAUAAUAAUAAUACAACAACAACAGCUAGUACAACAAUAAUACCAUCUGUAUCAGCAUCAGGUGGUAAUCUAACACCAACAAGAAAUGGUAAUAGCAAUACAACAACAAUAUCAACAUCACCAAUACAAAAUUUAAAAUCACCAUUAACAACACAAUCUGUUAUUACGGAUUCCGUUAUAGACAAUAAUAGUCAAACAAAACAUAACAAUAUUUACAGUAAUCAUCAUUUACAACAAUUACAAUUAAAAGCUGAAUCUCCAUUGAAUUCAACAAUAAUAUCAUCUUCAUCAUCAUCUUCAUCAUCGUCUGGCAUAGGUACAAUAUCUACUGCUUCAACAACAUCAAUAAAUAAUACAAUAAGUGCUCCAGCUGAUUCAAGUGAUAAUCAACCAUCAACACCGCAACCAUCGAAUAAUAUAUUGACAUCUUCAUCAAAUCCUAAUACCAGUAAUACCGUCGGUAAUUUAAAUUUACUAGGACAUCAAGCUCCAAUAUAUUCAACAUUGCCACCACAUCAAUACGGUGGUCAACAUUUACAUCAUCCACAUCAUCCAGCACAUCAUUCGCAAAGUUUAAUAACUUCAAACCAAGAAAUGCAUCCAUAUCCAAGUUAUAUGCACGGUUAUGAUCAAUUUUAUCAUCCACCGCCACCACCGGCAACUAUGGAUUAUGCGAGCAGUGGCACAUUAUAUCCACCAUCAGCAGCUAGCCAACAAUCAGCCGCUGUAGUUGCAGCUGCGGCAGCUUCUGCUGCUGCUGCUUCAGCAACUGGUGGCGGGUUACAAGACUAUAAAUCUUUAGUGCCCCCAACAAGAUAUCACCCAUACUUACCUAAUGGAACAAGUCAAAUAUCGCAAACUCCUCAAUCUGGAACAGCAACAAAUAAUGGUAAUAAUAACACUAAUCCAAGUAGUUCAAUAUCAAAUAGUUCACUUAGUCCUAGAGUAGUUAGCUCUUCGAGUCCGACACAAAAUUCAUUAAUUGGUCAACAACCACAGAGUUCUCAAGAUUCUAGUGGCUUAAAUGGCAGUAGCUUAAAUCAAUCUGCUAGUGGACAACCAGAUCCGUCAACAACGCCAAAGCAAUGUGAUAAAUGCGGUUUUGUCUGUUCAACGGAUAUUUUACUAAAUGAACAUUACAAUUCUGUUCACGGUGGACCGCCCACCUCAUCAAUGAGCGAGCCACUACGAACACCUGGAACACCAUCAGUGAAUGAUGAAAAUAGUAUUGCGAAUCAACAACAACAAACUUCACAAACUCAAUAUCCUUACCAACAGCCAACAUAUCCCAAGGAUGAUAAUGGUUCUGAUAUUUUGGAUUUAGAUUCACAAAAAAUGGUCUAUCCUCCACAACAUGAUCCGCUAGGCCAGGAACAAACAUUACCACCAAUGAAUUCAAUGCAUCCAAUGCACCGUCCACUAAUGUGGGGUUCCGAAAUGCACGGAUCCGGAAAUUAUAUGCCUCAACCGCCAGAAAUGAAUAAACCUUAUUAUCCAAACCCAAUGAAACAGGGUUAUCCAGUUAUCAAAUCUGAAUAUGGUGUACCAAUGAAAGCAACAGAUUUUCCAUCUAGUUCAGGUUUUACAGGUCAAAUGAUAAAAGCAGAUUAUCAUCAAAGUAUAACACCACAAAGUCGUCCUGACAUGAAAGGAUUUGGAAAUGAAAUACCAAAUGUCAACAACCCAGUUUCGUCAAGUCCUUCGGAAUUCCCAACGACCACAAAUCCACAGGAAAAUGGUCCACAAUUUCGAGGAUUUGAACCUCCAACCACAACACUAUCGGGUAAUCCAAAUGUCGUGAAAGCGACUACUUGGAAAUCAAAUGAAGCUCGCCGACCGAAAACAUAUAAUUGCACUGCUUGCAACAAGUGGUUUACAAGUUCUGGUCAUUUAAAAAGACAUUAUAAUACAACAUUGCACAAAAAUGCUGUCAAAUCAAGCGGUCAGCCAGACCCCGCAACAAUGCCUAUUAGUGCACAUCAUCAUCCUAGUAGAGAUCCAAACCAUAAAUCAAAUAGAAGAAAUAAUGCGCAUUCACAACAACCGCCGCCGCCGCCUCCGCCCGAACCGCCUAGGAGCCCCGAAUAUACGUCACAAUAUACACCACCUCCAAGUGGUUUUUCACAACAAUCACAGUUUCAAUCUUUUUCUCAACAAAUGAAUACUGGUGUCCAUUCUACAACCCAACAAAACUCAGCCUCUAACGGUCACCCAAACGGGCAAGCAGGUCCCUCCGUCCAAGCCUCCCAACCGAGGGGCCUGCUGAUCAUUUCAUCGACCAUGGAGCAACAAAUCAACAGCAACAAUCUGGAGCAGGAGGAUCAGGUGCACAGCAGCCAAAUGCCCAACAGUCCGCGGGAGGGAAUUUACCAUCACAAUCAGGACAAUCGACAAUCGGAUCUAAUGCUAGCAACAACCAACAGUCCCAGUCGCAGCAACAGCAACAAUCCUCAUCUACAUCCGGAUCAACAUCAUCAUCAGCAGGAUCUACAGGAGCAACAGCAGCUGCUUCAGCUGCGGCAGCAGCAGCAGUCGCAUCUGCCAACUCAUAUUAUCUCCCACCACCGGGGCCCCAUCCGGGAGGAUUACCGCCUCCCCCACCAGGGCAUCCCCAUGCCCUCGGUCACCUCACCCACCAUACAUUCCACCACCAUCCAUCACAAUACCAUAAUGGAUCACCAGCAGCCGCAUCAAUACAUCAGCCCUUUGGCUAUCAACACAACUUCUCCCACCAUCCAUACAACCAGCACCAUCAUCCCAUCAUACCAACUUCAGCAACAGCAAGCGGAGCACCAGAGUUAUCACACUAUUAUUGGUAAUAAUUUAGACUUUUCUACUUCAGAUAAUGAUAAUAGCGAAAAUAAUUUGCUACAAAUAAAUUCACCAUUUCAAUCUUCUAAUUCAAUGCAUUCCACUACAUUAAUGGACGAUUCAACAACAUCAUCAUCAAUUAAUGAUCAACAAAUAUUACAUCAAUCUCAACGUUUACAGACGACGGCCGAUGGCAGUAUCCAAGUAGUUACGACUAUUACAGCAGCCCCUCAAGCUACAAUGCUAAGCCAUCCUACUACUGUGGAAGUAGCACGUAUAUCGGGGGGCGCAAUAACCACCACAUUACAAGAAAAUCAAAUUCUUCCCUACUCGCCAGUUGUACCUGAGUAUUUACGUCAAAGUACACCUAGUAAUGGCGAAAGAUCACCACAAGAAGCUGAUAUGCCACCAAUAAUAAUACAAUCAGUUUCACAAACAUUACCAUCAUUUCCAUAUUCACCAACAAUUUCGUCAACGGUUACUGGUUUAAAUUUUGAUUCAAUAAAUAAUAUACAACAAAAUCAUCAAACAAUACCUAUUCAAAUGAAUACUUCACCAGAAACACCUUCAACAACAAAUAAUUUAUCAAUUAUUACAGAUAACAUUAACGAUAACAACAAAUUUAAUAAAUUAAUAAAUAUUGCUGAUACUAAUUAUAAUAUUAGUAACAAAAAACAAUCCAAUAAUAAUACAAAACGACGUAAAACUGGGAAAAAUUUAUCAUCUGCCGUCGGUGAUAUAUUAAUGAAUAACAACAGUAACGUUAACACUAAUAACAUCAAAGUCGAAUUAUCUUCAACAUCAACAAUAAAUAAUGAUUAUUCAUAUUGUCAUGAGAACUUGUGAGCAGCAUGCACAGUUUUGUAAUUCUUCAAAAAUGCCAUAUACUGCGUUUAUUGAAUCAAAAUAAAAACCAUAUGAAAAAAUGUUGCAAAACAAUAUUAAUAUUGGGA
Molecule: messenger RNA, 4159 nt
Organism: Condylostylus longicornis
Lineage: Eukaryota; Metazoa; Arthropoda; Insecta; Diptera; Dolichopodidae
Gene: zld
Product: mucin-2
Exons: 2
Coding region: 147-4052 (1301 amino acids)
Source: RefSeq, a predicted model, not a curated record